Molecule: messenger RNA, 787 nt
Organism: Penicilliopsis zonata CBS 506.65
Lineage: Eukaryota; Fungi; Ascomycota; Eurotiomycetes; Eurotiales; Aspergillaceae
Exons: 2
Coding region: 204-530 (108 amino acids)
Molecular function (GO): protein-disulfide reductase activity
Source: RefSeq, a predicted model, not a curated record
UAGAUCUUCUAGAAAAAAAAUAAUUCACCGUGGCAUCCCUUCGCCCAACGUCUCGUCUCCUCUCCGCCAGGAUCGCACCCGGCUUGAUCUCCCGUGCAGCUAGGAGUCGCUUGACAGUCUAUCCGUCUAUCAUCCCUACGAACAAGACCUUCCGCGCAUUCUCAUCGAGUCCGUCUUCUUUCUUCCACGCAACAAAAGCUACAAUGGCUGGUGGGAACGUUAUUGUGAUCAACUCGUCCGCCGAGUUCAAGGAAAAAGUCAUCGAUGCCCAAGGCCCCGUGGUGGUCGACUUCUUCGCGACCUGGUGCGGCCCCUGCAAGAUGAUCGCGCCGCAGAUCGAGAAGCUGAGCGAGGAACACACUUCCAUCAAGUUCUACCAGGUGGAUGUUGACGCCCUGCCGGAGGUGUCGGCCGAGCAGGCCAUCCGGGCUAUGCCGACGCUGAUCUUCUUCAAGGAUGGCGAGAAGGUCGGGGAGGUCGUUGGCGCGAACCCCAAGGCGAUCGUUACUGGUGUUCAGCAGCUGGUGUAACUUGAUUCAUUUCAAUAAUAACUGAGAUAAUUCCAUAAUAACUGGAUGAACUCGAUAGUACUCAAUAAUGUACUCAAUAGUAUACCCCAUGGUACUCAAUAAUGGUACUCAGAAAAGGUACACCGUACCCGAUGAUAACUACAAUAACAGACUCAAUAAAAGCAACAAUUUUAGAUUCUCACCGAGUCUUAUGACGAUUGUCAAGCCACAUACACAUACUCAGACCACAGACUACAGUUUAGUAUAAGUUGAAACAU